UAGCCGUAAACCUUUUAAACCUCAUUCAAAAACCUCGUUUCCAAUCGUUACUUUUCAUCAUUUCAUUUCUUAUAUCAUAUUCAAAUCCCAACUAUUAUUCAUUCUUUUACUUUUAUUAUAAUAUUUCAACUAUAGCUAUAACUAUAAUUAUUCAAAUAUGAAAUUCACUUCUUGUUUAUACCUUUUAUCGGUAUUAGCUUCAACUACCCUUGCAAUCUCAGCUAUUUCAAUUAAAGGUAAUGCAUUCUUUGACGAAUCAGGUACUAGAUUUUAUAUAAGAGGGGUCGAUUAUCAACCUGGUGGAUCAUCUAAUUUAGUUGAUCCUUUAGCUGAUUCUGAAUCUUGUGAAAGAGAUGUUAAAUAUUUUACUGAAUUAGGUAUUAAUACUGUUAGAGUUUAUUCAGUUGAUAAUACUGCUAAUCAUGAUGAUUGUAUGAAUCUUUUAGCUAAUAAUGGUAUUUAUGUUGUUUUAGAUGUAAAUAUUCCUUAUGCUUCUAUUGCAAGAAAUGAUCCUUCUUGUUCUUAUAAUACUGAUUAUUUACAAGAAGUUUUAGCUACUGUAGCUAAUUUUGCUGUUUAUAAUAAUACUUUAGGUUUCUGGGCUGGUAAUGAAGUCAUUAAUGAUGGUCCAUCCCUUGCUUCAGCUCCUUAUGUUAAAGCUGUUGUUAGAGAUAUGAAAACUUUCAUUAAAAAUAGAAAUUUUAGACAAAUUCCUGUAGGUUAUUCUGCUGCUGCUGUUGAUGAAUAUAAACAACCUUCUGCUGAUUACUUUAAUUGUGGUAGUGAUGAAUUAGCUAGAGUCGAUAUGUUUGGUUUUAAUGAUUAUUCUUGGUGUGGAGAUGCUACUAUUCAAACCUCAGGUUAUCAACAAGAUUUAGAAGACUUUUCUAAUUAUUCUAUUCCAUUAUUCUUUUCUGAAUUCGGUUGUAAUACUGUGUCUCCAAGACCUUUCACUGAAAUUGAAGUUAUUUAUUCAGAAUUAAUGUCUUCUGUAUUUAGUGGUGGUUUAGUUUAUGAAUAUUCUCAAGAAGCUUCUAACUAUGGUCUUGUUACCAUUAACUCUGAUGGUUCAAUUACAACAGAUCAAGAUUUUACAAACUUAAAGAAUCAAUUUUCUAAUACUUCUAAUCCAUCAGGUGAUGGUGGUUAUAAAUCUAACUUAAAUUAUUCAUCUUGUCCAUCUCAAAGUGAUGAUUGGAAUGUUACUAAUACUAUACCUUCAACUCCAAAGGGUGCAUUAGUAUUUAUUGAAGGUUAUGUUGAUCCUACUGGUCAUGGAUUCAAUGCUACUACCCAAUGGGCCUGUGCUGAUCCAGACAAUAAUGUCGAUCUUACUGGUAAUUAUACUUCUACUUUAGGAUCUCCAUCAGCUUUUGUUGGAUCUUCAUCAACUUCUUCAGCUACUUCAUCUUCUUCAAAGAAAUCAGAUGGUCAUAUUGUUGAACCUCCUUCAUUUGUUAAUGCAGUAAAUUUCAUUGCAGUUAUUGCUGCUGCAGCUGGGUUUGCUAUACUUUAAAUAUAGUGGUUAUUCUUUUUUUUUUAUUUACAUUUACACUUACAUUCUCUUCUUUGUAUUUGAUAUUAUACAUU
This is a messenger RNA of Scheffersomyces amazonensis, 1590 nucleotides long. RefSeq names its product 1,3-beta-glucanosyltransferase (gene PGA4). Gene Ontology annotation, molecular function: 1,3-beta-glucanosyltransferase activity. The transcript has a single exon. Lineage: Eukaryota; Fungi; Ascomycota; Pichiomycetes; Serinales; Debaryomycetaceae. Gene Ontology annotation, cellular component: plasma membrane. The coding region runs from base 158 to 1516 and encodes 452 amino acids. Gene Ontology annotation, biological process: fungal-type cell wall organization; fungal-type cell wall (1->3)-beta-D-glucan biosynthetic process. The record is from RefSeq and is a predicted model, not a curated record.